Molecule: messenger RNA, 2720 nt
Organism: Culicoides brevitarsis
Lineage: Eukaryota; Metazoa; Arthropoda; Insecta; Diptera; Ceratopogonidae
Product: zinc finger protein 845-like
Exons: 3
Coding region: 111-2522 (803 amino acids)
Biological process (GO): regulation of transcription by RNA polymerase II
Cellular component (GO): nucleus; chromosome
Molecular function (GO): zinc ion binding; chromatin insulator sequence binding
Source: RefSeq, a predicted model, not a curated record
ACAAAUGCGAAAUUUGUGGUUAUGAGACGUCGUCGAAGAAUUUAAUUCGCAUUCAUAUCAUCAAAAAACACUUGGAACCCGUGAAAAAAUGGAAGUGCAAUACCUGUUCGAUGGAUUUCGAGUCAAAAGAAUCGAAAAAUAAUCACAUAAUUGAAAGACAUUCCGAAAAUUUAAUUCCGUGUGAGAAAUGUGGCGUAAAAUUACUCGACAAAAAAGCGCUAAGGACCCAUUUGGAAGUCGAACACACCGAAAAUUCGCAAAAACUCGAGUGUUCGCGUUGUGUAGGCGGCAUAAAAUUCCCCAACGAACGCGUUUUAGCGCUGCAUCAGCAACAACACGUCCGCGAAGACAAAGUCAAGAAAACUAUUUACUGCAAUUUGUGUGAACGAGGCUUCAAUUACGAAAAUUCCUACAAAUCUCAUCUAAAAUUGCACGCGGAAAAUCGUUUAAAAGCUUGUGACAUUUGCGGAAAGACAAUUUUCUUCGAAUACGGAAGAAGAAUCUCGAAACACAUGAUGAACCACACGAAAAAACAGCCGGAAAUCUUCAAAUGUGACAAAUGCGGCGAGGAAUUCACGAGAAAAGGCGCGUUAUCGAAGCAUUUGAGGAAAAUUCAUGAUCGCAGGGAGAAAAGUUGCUACAAAUGCGGCAAAUUGAUCGAGCAGUAUUUGAUGAAGAGACAUUUGAAUUUUUGUAAUUACGGGGAUUUGAAGUGUUUUCAUUGUCCGAUGGUGUUUAGCAAGCCGAGUGAACGGGAUAAACACACGAAACAGACGCAUAUUGGGUAUAAUUGUCGAAGAUGCAAUAUAAAGUUUGAAAAUUCGUCGCAACUGGAGUUUCAUAGGAGAUACAACGAAAAUCACAAGAAUUAUAAGAAUUUGUUGAACAAACGACGGAGUGAUCAAUCAGUUGUUUAUUUACAAUCGUCCAAGGGAGUGUUCCUUUGUUUAAAAUUGUUAUCCUUCAAAAAAAACUUAUCACCAAAGAAAAUGGAUUUAGACGACAAAAUUUGUCGUUUUUGUCUAUCCAAAACUGAAAAUCCAAAGAAUUUGCUGCUGGAAACCGCUUUCACGAACAAAGCCUUGCAAAUAUUCACAAAGAUUGAGAUUUCGCUAGAAAAUUGUUUAUCAACUUACGUCUGUAGGAAUUGUCACGAUUUAAUACUAAACUUCUACGAAUAUUACGAAGCCGUGAAUGCCAAUCAAGAAAUAUUGAAAAAUUUGAGUCAACAAGAAGCGCCAAGUGCCGGAAUAUUCGAUGAUUCAUUGCUUGAGACAUUUUUCGAGGGAAUUAUCGACUUGCCAGAAGAAAAUGUCGACUCGACGUGGAUUUUUAAUGACAUUCCUGAGAAAAAGACUGAAGAAAACCAACUUGCAAGACUGAAUUUUUACGAAUUAAAUGAGUUACCGUUAAAUUAUACCAUGAGCUAUCGUUGCCAAAUUUGUCCCGCGAAGGAAAAUUCAAAAUUUUCAUCGAAAUCGAAGUUAAAAUCGCAUUUUGUGUCGGUUCAUAGCAUGGAAAAAACCAAAGCUGAGUCUGAUGUCGACCAUUUACAUCCGCAAUGCGACAUUUGCGAUAAGCUAAUUAAAGUUCGUCAUGACCACAAGUUCAUUCACUACAACAUUCGACCGUACAAGUGCGAUUUGUGCGGUUUUGCGACUCAUACGAAGGAAAUUUUGAAGCGACAUUUGCAGAAACAUGUCUCUUCCAGCAGUUCUGAGCGAUGUUUUCAUUGCAAAAUGGAUUUUUCAUCAAUUUCCGACCGUAACGAGCAUAUUAAAACUGUUCAUCCAAGUGCCUUAAGUAUUUGUGAUCAAUGCGGCGAGAUCUUGUACGACAAAAAAUCCGCAGAAACUCAUAAACGUCAUCAUCAAAACACUUCUAAGCAGUUUUUGUGCAAGCGUUGCCCCGAUGGCGUUCGAUUUCCCUCCGAAAAAGUCCUUUUGCUUCACCAAAAGCAACAUUCGGCGCAAGACAAGUCCCGAAAACGCCUCUCCUGUCACCUGUGUGAACGAAAAUUCAACGAUAACGCCGUUUUUGACACCCAUUUACGUUACCACGCCGCCGGAAGGAUCGUGCCAUGCGAAAUUUGCGGCAAAUCUAUCGCGGAUCACGAGAACGGAUCAACAUCGCGACACAUGAAAACCCACACAGACAAGGUACAGUCCGUGAAAUGCGAAUUUUGCGACGAAAAAUUCCCAAAUCGGCAGUUUUUGUUUCAUCAUCGACGGAAAGUGCAUGAUCCGAGGGAGCAGAAAUGCUUUCAUUGUGGGAAAAUCGUCCCCCAGCACUUUAUGAAACAACAUUUAUUUUAUUGUAAAGGAGAGGAGCCCAUAAAAUGCCUUCAUUGCCCGAUGACUUUUGAAAAAGAGUCGGAACGGGGACUUCAUACGUCGAAAUUUCAUCUCGGAUUUAAUUGUCGGCGAUGUAAUAUGCAGUUUGAAGGGAAAUCUGAGCUCAAAGAAACAUCAGUUGAAGGACCCGUUUCACUUGGCAACCAUGAAAAAACGGAAGAAAUAUAAAGUUUAAGUUAAUUUUUAUUCGGAAAAGUGUUUUGAACGAACCUUAAGUACGAUUGAGGUAGAAACGAAUGUCGGUUUGGUCCGUGAAAGGCUUCAAAUCUCACUUCUUCCAUGCUUUUUGGGUCAUAUUCGAACAGAAAAACGUCAUUUUCGGAGUCAACAUCUUUCAUCACGUCUUUAACAAGUCCUAAAAAGUCG